UCUAAAAUAUGCAAAUAAACUAAUGGCGGACUGGGAAGGAUACCCUCUGCAUGAAUGCGUCUUUCACAACGAUAUUAGAAAACUCUCCCAAUUACUACGUGUAAAUGAUGUGGCGCUUAAAGAUAUGCACGGGAAUACAGCUCUACACCUGGCUGUUAUGUUGGGAAGAAAAGACUGUAUCCAGUUGUUACUAGCACAUGGGGCACCUGUCCGAGUGAAGAACAUACAGGGCUGGACUCCCCUGGCAGAGUCUAUAAGUUAUGGCAGCAGACAAACUAUUUUGUGUCUGCUGAAGAAGCUUAAACAGCAAUCCAGGGACACUUUAGAGGAGAGGAGGCCAGCCUUGAUUCAGGCUCUGAGGGAUAUAGGAGACUUCUAUGUGGAACUUAAAUGGGAUUUCCAGAGCUGGGUACCACUUGUUUCCCGUAUAUUGCCAUCUGAUGUUUGCAAAAUCCACAAGAAAGGGAGCUGUUUAAGGUUGGACACAACCUUAGUUGACUUCAAUGACAUGAGAUGGGAGAGAGGGGACAUAACUUUUGUUUUUGAUGGAGAAGCUCCCUCUAAUGAAGGCUUGACAGUUCUAGACAACAAAUUACAUGUUUUUCAAAAAAUUAGGUCAGAGGAAUCAGAACAAGAACUAGAAGAUGAAGUAGACAUAUUGAUGAGCAGUGACAUCAUGGCAGCUCAGAUGUCCACCAAAAACAUCACAUUUUCACGGGCUCAAAGUGGCUGGCUGUUUCGAGAAGACAAAACGGAAAGGGUGGGAGAAUUUGAAGCUGAUUUCUAUGCAGUAAAUGGAUUGAUCUUGGAUUCCAGGAAGAGGAGGGAACAUCUAAGUCCAGAUGAUGUCCAGAAAAACAAAGCCAUGAUGGAGAACUUGACCAAAGGAAAUUGGAAUAAUUGUGAGUUUCAGAGAAGACCUUCACUCCCAAAUCCCGAGGAAACUAGUGUGAAGUGGGAGGAGUAUGCUGCUGAGCCCCCUGGUACCCCCAUGUGUCUGGGACGACCUUGGAUUGCCAAAGGAAACACAAAGUCAUUUAAAGCGACUGUGGCAAUGAGCAAGAGAUUUCCAAUGUCUAUAGAAGUAUUGCUGGAUGUGCUGGAAGUCAUUGCUCCUUUUAAACAGUUUCAGAAAUUACGAGAAUUUAUGACAACUAAACUACCUGAUGGUUUUCCUGUGAAAAUAGAAAUCCCAGUAUUUCCCACAGUGACAGCUAAAGUGACCUUCACUUGUUUUGAAUGGCGAGAAGACAUUGACGAUGGAAUGUUUGUGAUUCCUGCAAACUACCGUGAAGACCCAAACCGAUUUCCGGAUUUAUGACAGAUGAUGGACUUUAGUUUGAUGGACAUGUUUUCCAGCGUUAGAAAUGUGAUAAUCAUCGACGGCAACCAGAAGGAGACGUACUUAGAACUGGCUGUUGGAAUGGAGGUGCCCCUCACCAACCUGGGAAUCUCUAGCACAGAGAUGACUUUGCUUUUCUAGAGUAUUUAAAGGGUAGAAUUCAAAAUUUUAUUACCCACCUUCAUAAAUUUUAAGGUUUUGGAUCGGGAGGGGGUGUAAUGGGGUCUCUACUCAUUUCCAGUAAUCCUUUGGAAAAGGGGGGGGGGGGACUUGCACUUAUUGCAUUUAUAUUGUUAAGAUUUAUCAUACAAAAAUUAGACAGUUUGAUUUUCACUUCAGUUUGAUUUUAGCUAUUGUCAUUGUACAUGCAUUUCCAAACUGUAAAAUUAAACCUCUAGAUGGACAUGAAAACCAUGACUUUAAACAAAUUUACCGAUAAAUAAGAAACUGUUAAAACGAACCAGGGAAAUUUAAAACUGUAUACAGUAUUAAAAUUUUAUUUGUUGUAAAAGUUUUUAGAAUAGCAAAAAUAUGCUUUAUUGGGUCUCUAUCAAUCUAAUUAAAAUUAGAUCCUAUGAUCCGCUACAUAGCAAUAGUAGAUGAGCGGAUCAUAGGAUCUAAUUUUAAUUAGAUUAGUUUUCUAAUUGGACAGCAACUGAAGUCUACAGCAGUAGUAAUAUUCAAAUAAAAGUGUUUUUUUUAUAGACUUAGAAACAAUGGUGUGGGUUGUAACCACAGAUUAUGAAGUUGUACACUUGUUGAAAUGCUUUCAUUCUUAAUACUUGCAAUGGAGUUAUAUAAUUUUAUGUCACAAGUUACAGUUACAGCCUAUCAAAAUCUUUGUACUGAAUUAGCAAGUUGUUUUUUUUUUAUUGUUGAAGACUUGGGAAUCAACAAAAUCUUAACACUGUUGAAGACUUGGGAAUUAACAAGGUCUUUGUACUGCAGAAAAUUUAUAAAAAUAUAUCAUAUCUUUUACACACACAUUCAUACAUUUUCAAGUCAAAGUUUAAUUAAUGUUUAAUUAAUUCUACUGAUUUAUAUAGAUAGAGGGAAAACAAUACAAACUGAAAAAUACCUGAAUAGACAGUUCCAUUCUGAGAAUUUUAAACCGUGUGUGUAUCUAUAGAGAACAGAAGUCAUAUUCAUCUGCUUCUCGUAAAGCUUUUACACCAGCAGGUAAAUAUUUAGUUGUAAGCUACAUAGAUUUCUUCAGCCAGAAAAUGAAAAUAAAAUUCAUUUGGAAAAAUGAAUGUACAAGAAGUAGCUGGUGAUUAAAAGAAAACUGAAUUAAUUUAGAAUAGUAACUAAUUAAUUAUAAUAAUGUUGAAUUGUUGUCAAAGUUUGUUGUUAAAAUGUACUGCAGAAUUUUGUAGCAGGUUGAUUUUUUUGUGCAACAGGUUCCCCUGUCUUGGCAAGAGAGAGGAAUAUGCACAUGUUGCUGAUCAAAAAAAAAAUAAAUUGCUCAUUACACACACCAUAUGAUAUGCAGUCUUUUGAGUGUUGAAUAGAACAUAAAAUGAAUAGUUAGAUAUAGAAACAGUAGAAAUGGACGUUGCUGUCCUCGAUGUGUACAAGCAUUUUAGCAGAGUGGUGUAUAUUUUUACAUGGUUGAGUAUUUUGUUAAUUUUAGCACAGAAUUUUGUUUUAAUUUCACUGAGGCGUUAUAUGAUAGUGUAAUGCUGAUGACAAGUGAUUCAGAUUGCUGAGAAUAUAUAUACUUAGUUACAUUUGUAUUUACAGAGGUUGUCCGAUUUUGCAUUUCUGGGUAUUUUAUGGGAGCAGUGGUUUUGACUGUAUGUUGUGUUUAGCGUUAUGUAUUGUAUUACCGUUGUUCUGUAGACUUGAUCUAUUCUUAUGGUUGAUAAUAUGGAAAACAAGCUGGCCUUCUGCAAAAUGUCACUGCCUUUUAACUUUAUUGACAAUUUUUUAAUCUAGUCACUGCAUUGUAAAAGGAAGAUGUGUGCUAGAUAUGUUUAUAUUUCACUUUCCAACUGCAAAAAUAGAUAAAAAUUCCUUGUAAAUACAGUCACAUGAGAAUGAUCUAAAGACAUUAGCUUAGCUACUAACAAAUUUUUCUACCUCCUAUUGAAGAGUUCUUUAUUUGACAUUUGUACAGUUUUUGCCAAAAUUUGGGCAAGUUUGAAAGUUUCCUUACUGUAGAGUAUUUAUUGAUACUUAUUUAGUGUUAAAUCUAGAGAGGGCACACAUAUCAUAUGUUCAAAAGGGCACUUUUUGUUGUGGCAAGACAAUUUCGGGGCACUUUCAUUGUAUCAUACUAUGAUAGUAAUAGAAUGAUCAUUUAGCCUCUUUAAAAGUUAAUACCUGCUGCCUUGAUUUUAAAACUUUUCAAUCAACCUUUCAAUCAACUUUGUAAAAUAAAUAACAAUUGUUUAUAUUAACAAAAUUUUUUAAAAAGGGGCAUGGCGUGGCGCCAUGCUAGUUUGCUUUAGAUUUAACUCUAUUAUUUACCAACAUUGUGCACCUGGAGCAUUUUUUAAAAAUCUGUGUGAAAAGAGUUCAAACGAUUACAGAUGGUGUCUGUAUAAGAAAGCUCUGAAAACAAAUACCUAGUAAACACUAAUAAUUUGAUGCUAUUUUGGAUUGGCUAAAAAAUUUGAUUUCUGCUUUAAAGAAAACCUGAUUUUGACUUCAUGUUGUGUAUUGAUAUGUCAUAUGAAUUUGAAAACAAAAUUAUAAUGCAUUGAUAAAGUUAUCUGUCCAAUUUUCGCUAUAAUACGCCCCAUUAAGAAAAGAAUUGUAAGAUUAAUUUCUAAAGUAGUUCAUUAUCUUUUUUAUGUAAACCCACAAGAAUUGCAUUCCAUGAAUUGAUGCAUAUAUAUCUCCAACAAUGCACACUGUGUAGGCCUUGUCUUAUGUGUAGGUGUUAGCUUGGAAAAAAAAUCUCUAGUCAUAUUUAUCCCAUACUCGGUAUUGUAACAAGCUGAGGGAAUUUUGUAAAUGCUGAAACAAUUUUUAUUGUGUUAUAAGAUUUUGUUAUUGAAUUACAGAUGAUUUCUGUUCUGUAUAGUGUUUGUGCUGUUUGACUUUCUAAUCUGAGAAUUUCAAAUUUGAUAUAUUUUGUUUACUAUUAUCUUGAAAACCUACCUAGAAUUUCGUUUACUGUAGUAAUGUAUUGUGAAAAUCCAGGGUUCCAAGUCAUAUCAUGUAUGUUUGCUGCUGCUAAAGAAAGAUUGUCAAUUAUUUCAAAAUUUUCAGGCAUGGACAUGAUUUGAGGUGAAAAUUUUUAAAUUUUAUUUUUCCAUUUUUAAUGUUUAGAGUACUUAACUAAGGCAUUUCUAAUGGUCAGCAAAAAUUUGAAUGUCAGUUUUUGAGGUACAUGGAAAAUACAGAGCUCACAAUUCUUUGUCAUGUAAUAAGGCUCGUGGCAUGUUUUUGAUUAGGCCAAGUAAAAUUAAUUAGUAGAUUAUCAUGCCCCCCCCCCCCCCCCCUGAUUUUUUUUAUUUUUCAAAAUUACGAUUUCCGGAUAUUUUUAUGUCCGGUCCGGUAUCGUAAACAUACUUUGUUUCACUUUGCCUUUUAGAAACCCAAAUACACAUGUAAUUAUGAUUUAUAAAGCCUUUUCUCAAUGAGAGAAGGCAUUUUCGAGGUCAAGAAUACCAUGGCGAAAAAUAAAAAUUAAAAUCCUCCCACCCGCCCCAUUUUUUUGUGAAGUUUGAAUGAUAAUCUACUAAUUAAUUUUACUUGGCCUUACAUAGGUUAAAUAUUACUAGUAAAAGCUUCAUUUAAAGCAGAGUUUUUCAAUUUACAAGUUAAUUCUGAACACAAUGAAAUAGUUUCUAGUGUUUGGCACAUCUCAAUUUCUUUUAAACAUGCUAUUUUCUAUUAAGCAAUGUAAACAAAAGCAUGGCACAAGCCUUGUUUACUUAACAUUUUAAUUAAGCAUUCUAAACCUUAAAAAUAAAAUUUGAAAGUUUUCAGCAUCAAAUUGUGUCCAUGCCCCUUUAAUAUAAAAUCUGGUCCAUUUUUCUUUUCUUUUUUUUCAAUUAGGUAAAUCACAUGUACCUUUGUACAUGUUAAAGGCCAGAGUUAUUGUUCUUCUGUACACUGUUCUUGUUUGUAUUUAGUCGCAUUUCAGUUUUGUGAAUGACUAAUAAAGUUCUCAUUUCCAA
This is a messenger RNA of Ostrea edulis (European flat oyster), 5475 nucleotides long. RefSeq names its product ankyrin repeat domain-containing protein 13C-like. The transcript has 13 exons. Bases 23 to 1321 code for a protein of 432 amino acids. The record is from RefSeq and is a predicted model, not a curated record. Gene Ontology annotation, cellular component: cytoplasm. Gene Ontology annotation, molecular function: protein binding. Lineage: Eukaryota; Metazoa; Mollusca; Bivalvia; Ostreida; Ostreidae.